Molecule: messenger RNA, 1814 nt
Organism: Eurypyga helias (sunbittern)
Lineage: Eukaryota; Metazoa; Chordata; Aves; Eurypygiformes; Eurypygidae
Product: immunoglobulin superfamily DCC subclass member 4-like
Exons: 11
Biological process (GO): axon guidance; cell-cell adhesion
Cellular component (GO): plasma membrane; axon
Molecular function (GO): protein binding
Source: RefSeq, a predicted model, not a curated record
GCUUCCUCAUCCUUUGCCUUACCACCUACAUCUGGCUUCUUGACUUGACCUUUGCUCCUGGGAAACUCUAUGAGGUGAAGCUGGUGGCAUUCAAUAAGCACGAAGAUGGUUAUGCAGCGGUUUGGAAGGGCAAAACAGAAAAGGCACCUGCAACAGCAGUAGAUCCCCCCGUGCAGAAGGGGCCUCCGCUGCCGCCAGUCCAAGUCUAUGCCGAGUCCAACAGCUCGACCUCCAUAUGGCUCAGGUGGAAGAAACCUGACUUCACCACAGUCAAGAUUGUCAACUACACUGUGCGCUUCAGCCCUUGGGGCCUGAAAAACGCCUCUCUCGUUACCUACUACACAAGCUCGGAUGAAGACAUUCUCAUUAGUGGGCUGAAGCCUUACACCAGGUAUGAGUUUGCCGUGCAGUCCAACGGCGUUGGCAUUGAUGGACCCUUUGGCAGCGUGGUGGAGCGCUUCACAGAGCGGCCCUCCACUCCCCCGUCUGACCUGCGGCUGCACCCGCUCAACCCCUACGCUGUCCAGGUGCACUGGUGCCCCCCCGCCGAGCCCAACGGCAUCAUCGUGGAGUACCUUAUCCUGUACAAUGCCAACAACACGCAGCCUGAUGACAUGUGGACCUUGCUGACGCGAGAAGGAAAUAUCUUCAGCACUGAAGUGCACGGCCUGGAAAGUGAUACCAGAUACUUCUUCAAGAUGGGAGCAAAGACAGUCGUGGGAUCGGGUCCCUAUUCAAAUGUUAAGGAUGUGCACACCCUCCGGGAGAAGUUGUCUGAUGUUCUGGAUAUCCACUCUGUCACGGGAAUCAUCGUGGGAGUCUGCCUGGGGCUGCUCUGCAUACUCUUCUGCAUGUGUGCCAGCUUCCGCAACAGCAAGCAGAGGGAGGCCCUGCCAGGCCUGGAUUCCCAGGCAGCUGGCAACCACACCUACUACCACCGGAGCAGGCAGGGGGCGGCAGCUCCUAGUGCCACCUCGGAAUCGCAUGAGCUGGAGUCCCUCAUGUCCCCACUGACGGAGGACACACCUGUGCCCCUGGGAGACAUCACGGAACUGACGGAAGUGCACAGCCUCAUCCACACGAGCCUCCCUGAGGACAUCGUCCAUGGGAAGAGGCAGUCUUCGUGGAAUAAAUCAUCCAGCCAGCCCUGGACAAACAGCAUAGCCAGAUACGGGGACGCUAUCACAAAAGAGCCUCUCUCUGCGGUGAACGGAUCACUGAAGCUUCCUUCCAGCGCGGGACAGAAGCUUUUAUUACAAGCCCUGGUUUAUGACGCCGUGAUGAAUGAAGCACGGAAAAGCCACCCACCCGCCAGCCUCCACCAAGUGGAAGCCGAGGUCAUCGUCCAUUCUGAUUUUUCAGCCUCUGACAGAGACUACGACUCCCAGCUGCACACCCUGGAGAGCGAAGAGACAGAAGCCAAGGACCAGGAGCCUGAAGAGCUCCCCUCCGGAGAGCUGGACCUUCCUGGCUCUCCCAGCACCCGGCAGGAUGCCAGCCCAGCGUUGCUGGACAGCUCGGGCGCUUCAGAGGUUGGGGCCCAGGACGAGCUGUUGCGUACCGACAGAAAGACUAGCCAAGCGGGGCCCAUUUGCCUCCAUGGGCUCACCAAUGGCUUCCAUGAGCGUGGGGAAAGUCUGGAUUCAGUGGAGAGCGGAGAUUCGGACUCCAUCCAGGAAGGCAGGGGGGAUGUGCAGCCAGGCAAAUGCCAGUCGCUUUCCCCGGCGCUGGAGGAGGCUCCCCUCUUCAGUAACUCUGGUUUAACCAGUUCAUCCUCAGCAUCUGAGAACAUGGCAUGUGUCCACAACCAUUAA